CAACUAUUUAUCACGAAACCGUUACACCCAUAAAAUUGAUAGAUUUCAAAUGUAUUACAUCGGAAAUACCGAUUGAAAUUCCAAACGAUGUGCAGAGAUGACGUGCGAAAAUACUACAAUCAUGUACUACCGUUGUAUCAGACAAGAUUAAUCCAACUUUGUGAAUUACGCUAUCGCGCCUGACACAAAGUUUCGCCAUUAGCCUUUGUGCUAUAAAAUAAUGAUAACCCUUGUCACGUGAAUGAUACGCAAGAUAAGUAAUAGAUAAAUUAACGUUAAAAUUAGUCAAGUAUUUAUCGUCGAGCAGAAAUGUCACAACACAAUAUUGGAUAUGUUCCCGAUGAAAUUCGCCCUAGUGCACCGCCAGAAUCUGCAGUUUACGAUGAGGUUUCUCGCGACUCAAGGGGAAAUUCAACACCUGUCGUUCCGCCCGUAUACAUGAAACAAACUAUUAUUACGGUGCAACCACACAAUCAGAACGGUACAAAUCGAGCACAAAGAGUCCCAGUUCCAGUCAACACAACCGAAUGGGUUUCGACGCCGCGAAGUCAACUGAAUCCGCUCAUCGGAACGGACUUUCUAAAUGGAAUCGAGCAGCUUGAAAUUCAACAGACAGUACAACUGAGCACUUUACUAGGUGAAACGAAGUCGGGAAAUCAAUAUAGAGUCAAAGUUCCCAGAGCCGAGACAAUAUUUCUAGCCACGGAAACAUCCACCGAAUGCCAACGCGAUAUCUUGGGUUCCUCCAGAGGUUUCAGUUUGACUUUGACAGAUCCCACGGGACAAGAUGCUUUCAAAUUUACAAAAAGUCCAGGCUGGGGUUGUGUACCUGGAUUUUUACACAAAAUGUUUGUCGAUUGCACGGAUCCGAUCGGAAGUAUAGAGCAGAACUUUACACUUCUUGGGCCUAGCUUUACGGUGUACAAUAAUGCACGGAACCCCCUGUGCAAAAUAUAUGGACCUAAUAUGUUUUGCUGUUGCAUAUCGAGAGAUACCCAAUUCCAGAUAGUAUCUGUCGAUGGAACACAUCAGAUUGCUUCGCUCAUACGCCAAUGGGAUCACAUACUACUAGAUUAUACGAUAACGUUGACUGUGCCAGCAGGUACAAAUGUGAACCUCAAAGGUUUGCUACUCGGAGCUGCAUUUUUGUUGGAAUAUUUGUAUUUUUCACGCUUGAAGAAAUCUUGAUACUGAUAACACAUAGCAAAACGGCUACUUACAAAUAAUAAGCCUUUCUGCAGUCAAAGAACAUUAAAGAGUGCAAGGGAACGACUCUUCUUAUACUGUCGAAUUACUUCAAAUUUUUUCCUUAUACAAUAUUAUAUGAAAUGUAUAAUGUAAAGCAAAUAAAUUUGAUUUGACCAUCCUCGAAACUUGAAAAAUGUCAACGAAUACAUUCACUUAUAUAUAAUACGAGCACAUAAUAACUUAAUAACUAGUACAAAGAAUGGUCACAGAACUUUGCAUGUUUGAUCUGAAAAAAAAUUCAUUCCUGUACAACCAGAGCACUCGUUUCAAAUUCCUUGUAGGGCUUGUAGGUAUCAGUCAAUGCCUAUUCGGAUUAACGAGUAUUUGAAUUUAAAAUCACUGUCAAGACCUGCAUCUGUUUUCAUGUUUCAUCAAUUUUAUUUUAUAGUUGAUUGAGAUAAACUCACGCAGUCUAUAACCGCAUAUUAUUUCAAUUUUGAAAUGUACGACGGUCAAAUAAACUUGGGCACA
Messenger RNA from Neodiprion virginianus, 1719 nucleotides. RefSeq names its product phospholipid scramblase 2. The transcript has 7 exons. Bases 310 to 1188 code for a protein of 292 amino acids. Gene Ontology annotation, cellular component: plasma membrane. Gene Ontology annotation, molecular function: phospholipid scramblase activity. Gene Ontology annotation, biological process: plasma membrane phospholipid scrambling. Lineage: Eukaryota; Metazoa; Arthropoda; Insecta; Hymenoptera; Diprionidae. The record is from RefSeq and is a predicted model, not a curated record.